CGAGGGGGGCCGAGGGGGGGUAGGAAGGGAAGGGAUGGGAAAGUAAGGGAUACAAGGGCGGCGCAGGCUGAUAAACAACUUGAGGUAUGUAAUAUGUCAGACCUUGAGCGCAGUUUUACAUUUGCUGCUAGACUUAUUACAAGUUUAUCCUUAUGACUUUUAUCCUGAUUCCCGGCUCCUUACUAUACCAAGAAAGCCUGGUUAAGACCCGACUGAGUGUAUCACCAUGGCUAAUACGACAUCAACGGAGAAAGUCGAAAACAUCGCCGUGGCUAACGGCAUCACGAUGGAGAAGUUAGACUGUGCCGUUGUUGGUGCUGGAUGGUUCGGUUUAGCUGCCGCGAAACAGUUUCACUGUACACAGCCAGAAUGUUCGCUCGCCGUGUUCGACUCACAGUCCAACCUGGGCGGCACAUGGGCCGAUGAGCGCCUGUAUCCGGGGUUAAAAAGCAAUAAUCAGUUAGGAACCUUCGAAUAUCCUGACUUCCCCAUGGACACGCCCACAUUCGGCGUUAAGCCCAAGGAACACAUGUCGGGUGAGGUCAUAAACAACUACCUUAAGGCAUACGCGGCCAGGUUCGGUAUCACCAGUUUGAUUCGCUUGAACACCAAAGUCAUUGUCGCAGAGCACCAGGAGACUGUCGAGGGCGGAUGGAUCCUAACCAUCGCACCCCUCAACCAAGCCCCAACUAGAGUGUUUGCGCGCCGAGUCAUCUUCGCCACGGGAACCACCUCGGAAGCCUUCUUACCACAUUUUGAGGGCCAAGAGAGCUUCGGCGGCAGAAUAUUCCACGGGAAGGACUUCAAGCAAAACAGCGAUACGCUGCAGACGGCGAAGAGAGUAACCGUCUUCGGUGGCACCAAGUUUGCUUGGGAUGCCGUGUAUGCGUACGCCACCGCCGGCGUCAAGGUGGACUGGGUUAUUCGAUCUUCUGGCCACGGCCCGUGCUGGAUUGCCCCCUCAUACGUUACGCCACUCAAAAAGUGGAUUGAGAAGCUUGCAAAUAUGCGUUUCUUGACUUGGUUCAGCCCUUGCGCGUGGGGCGAUGUCGACGGUUAUAGUCGCAUCCGGAGUUUCUACCACGAGACCGCGGUAGGACGGACUAUCGUCAACUCAUUCUGGAAAGUGUUGGGAGGGGACGUCCUAAAUCUCAACGAUUACGAUUCUCACCCCAAGACCGCCAAACUAAAACCCUGGACAGAAGCCAUGUUCACGGGUGCCAGCUUCAGCAUCUUGAACUACGACACCGACAUCAUGGAGCUCAUCAAGAGCGACAACGUAGAUGUUUACGUCAGCGAAAUCGACCAUCUCAGCCCCGGCAAGGUUCAUUUGUCUGACGGCACGGAAUUCGAGUCUGAUGCCCUUCUAGCCCACACGGGCUGGAAGCACGUCCCGCCUAUCAAGUUCUUACCCGAAGGUAUUGAAACCGAGCUUGGCAUCCCCCACACCCCAAACGAUGGCGCGCCAGCCACCGACCUCGCCAACGACCCCGCCAUGAUCGAUCGAGCUGACAAGGAGAUCUUGAAACGCUUCCCCCGGCUCAAGGACCCUCCCGUGUGGAACAAGAAUUAUAUCCCCAUGACGGAGCAAAAGGGCAUCAUGAGUGAUGACGAGGUGACCCCCUACACGCCCCUGACCCCGUACAUGCUACACCACUUCAUCGUGCCACCGUCGGAGCGGUUCCUCAAACGUCGCGACACGGCCUUCAUCGGCAUCGUGUCCAACUUCAGCAACAUGAUCAUGGCCCACCUUCAAGGCCUGUGGAUCAGCGCGUACUUCGCCGGUAAGCUAGAGCGCGACCCGUCGAUGGCCGUAGGCGACGAGCAGGCGAUGGAUCAGCUGCGGUACGAGACGAUGCUGUACUGUCGGUUUGGGAAAUGGCGCUACCCGACGGAGGGGACCAAGCGUCCCAACUUCAUCUUCGACGCCGUGCCUUACCUGGACCUGCUACAGCGGGACCUGGGGCUGGAGAUAUGGCGCAAGAAGGGGUUCUUGGCCGAGCUCUACGAAGCGUACGGCCCCGAGGACUACCGCGACGUGAAUAACGAGUGGCUGAGGAAGUACGGCGACAUGAAGAAGAUGGAGUCCCUGAACGACAGCUCCAAGUCGCUGAGUCCGGUCGACACGCACCAGAACUGAACUGAACUGAAGCAACCAAAGCAAAUGCAAAUGCUUUGGAACGGAAAAGUUUUUAAUGUCUCAAUAUUUAUCAUUCUUCACGAAGCGAGCGAGCGUAUGUAUUGCAAAAAAAUAAAUCAAAUUUGUUCUGUUCUUGUACUUCUAUCUAGGUUAGGUAGGUAGGUAGGUAUAUGGGCAGCAGGGACGGAGUUCUCUUCAACACGAUGUAUUACAGGCACUAUUGGCUUGGUCUACUUUCGUUAUUCCCUUUGGCUUUUCUUUUCUUUUUCUUUUUCCGGGGUAUUUUUUCUUUUUUGGCUUCAUCACGAAAAAUUUCUUGCCGGCAAGUCAAGUCAGCCUUGUCAUUUCUCUUGGGGGUUUUUUACAUGUACAGUCCUCAUAGGGCAACGUUCUUUUUCUUCCCGUGUGUAGAAAUUAGAAUAUGAUACCCAUCAACCCAUGAGCCGGCACGAUAUUAUGUAGAUGAGGCUUAGGGCAUGCGUAAUACGAUCAAAAUAUGAGACAUUGGACCGAAAUCUUACUAUGUGCGUGCGGAUGCCUAGUAUCCC
Hypoxylon fragiforme is the source of this 2688-nucleotide messenger RNA. RefSeq names its product FAD/NAD(P)-binding domain-containing protein. The record is from RefSeq and is a predicted model, not a curated record. The transcript is spliced from 4 exons. The coding region runs from base 227 to 2140 and encodes 637 amino acids. Gene Ontology annotation, molecular function: N,N-dimethylaniline monooxygenase activity; NADP binding; flavin adenine dinucleotide binding. NCBI's taxonomy places the organism in Eukaryota, Fungi, Ascomycota, Sordariomycetes, Xylariales, Hypoxylaceae.